Molecule: messenger RNA, 1386 nt
Organism: Colletotrichum truncatum
Lineage: Eukaryota; Fungi; Ascomycota; Sordariomycetes; Glomerellales; Glomerellaceae
Source: RefSeq, a predicted model, not a curated record
AUGUCAGGAUACCCGGGUCACUACGGAGGAUAUCAAGGUGGACCGCCACCGCAACAACAAUAUGCUCCUCAAGGCGGUUACUAUCCUCCACCGCAGCAAGGCUACAGCGGAUACCCAUCCCAGGGUCCGGGAUACGGCUACCAACAGCCUUCACCCCAACCUUACGGAUACAACCAGCCUCCUCCUCAACAGCAAUAUGGCAGCUAUCACCCGCCGCAGCCUAAUUACACUAACCGUCCUGGAAUGCCGUCGGUGAACUCGAACUCCUACGUCCAUGGAAACCACAAUGCUCCUCCGCCACCGCCAUCAGCGCCUCAGGGAUUCGGUCACGGCGCUCCCAAUGGCUAUAACUUCCAAUACUCCAAUUGUACCGGCCGAAGAAAGGCUCUGCUAAUUGGCAUCAAUUAUUUUGGCCAGAGAGGUCAGCUGCGCGGCUGUAUCAAUGAUGUGAAAAACAUGUCAGCAUACCUUGUUGAACGAUUCGGAUACAAGAGAGAAGAUAUGGUCCUCUUGACAGAUGACCAGCAAAAUCCCAUGAGCCAGCCGACGAAACAGAACCUUUUGAGGGCUAUGCACUGGCUAGUGAAAGACGCGAGGCCAAACGACUCUCUAUUUUUCCAUUACUCAGGACAUGGUGGUCAAACCAAAGAUCUUGAUGGCGAUGAGGACGACGGAUACGAUGAGGUUAUCUACCCGGUAGACUUCCGCCAAACUGGCCACAUCACAGACGACGAGAUGCACAGGAUUAUGGUUAAGCCGCUACAGGCUGGUGUACGGCUCACUGCCAUCUUCGACUCGUGUCAUUCAGGCACUGCCCUUGAUUUGCCUUACAUCUAUUCGACCCAAGGCAUUCUCAAAGAACCCAAUCUUGCCAAGGAAGCUGGUCAAGGACUCAUUGGUGUUAUUUCAUCAUACAGUCAAGGCGACCUUGGCGGUGUUGCAAGCAACAUUAUGGGAUUCUUCAAAAAGGCCACUACAGGCGAGGAUGCACACAACCGUGCGAUGGCUACUAAGACAUCGCCUGCUGACGUGAUCAUGUUCUCUGGAAGCAAAGAUGACCAAACUUCGGCGACGGGUUACGUUGUACCUCAUUCGCGCCGCAAGCGUGGCCAUGGGGGAUCACGCGACGCUGCUCACCUCUUUGACUACCAGAUUAUAGACAGAACCGAGGAGGCUGACCUGAGUAACAGGGCCGAUGCAACAAUUGCUGCUCAAGCUACCGGCGCUAUGUCGUGGGCCUUUAUUACCGCUUUGAAAAAGAACCCCCAACAGAGUUAUGUCCAGCUUCUUAACAGCAUUCGAGAUGAGCUUGCGACUCGCUACACCCAGAAACCACAACUAUCGUGUAGUCAUCCCCUGAACACCAAUCUCCUGUUCGUCAUGUAA